GCUGAGGCGGCAACGGAGGAGACAGAAGAUGGCAGAUUUUUUGAAAGGGUUGCCUGUCUACAACAAAAGCAACUUCAGUCGAUUUCAUGCCGACUCCAUGUGCAAAGCCUCGAACCGACGCCCCUCAGUCUAUGUGCCCACACGAGAGUACCCGUCUGAGCAGAUCAUCGUGACAUAAAAGGCCAACAUCCUGCGCUACCUGCAUCAACGGUGGGACAAAAAGAAUGCCGCCAAGAAGAGGGACCAGGAGCAGGGGGAGCUCGAAGGCGAAAGCUCAGCACCUCCCCGUAAGGUGGCGCGGACUGACAGCCCGGAUGUGCACGGGGACACUUAA
Molecule: messenger RNA, 334 nt
Organism: Carlito syrichta (Philippine tarsier)
Lineage: Eukaryota; Metazoa; Chordata; Mammalia; Primates; Tarsiidae
Product: DET1- and DDB1-associated protein 1-like
Exons: 1
Biological process (GO): positive regulation of proteasomal ubiquitin-dependent protein catabolic process
Cellular component (GO): Cul4-RING E3 ubiquitin ligase complex
Source: RefSeq, a predicted model, not a curated record